CCCGUCCUGUGUUGUGGAGUUGCAUUCAAUGACCGGAACCAACGAACGGCGCACGACCGACCAAUCCUCGGAAAGAACCUCGUGUGUCUAGUGUAAGCAAAACUUCUUGAAGUAUUUAACCUUCUAAGUACACGGAGAACAAGAAAUCACGUUCAGCAAUAUGACAGAAAACUUUAUUACUGUAUUGCAGUGCUGUCUUAGUGGCGUCUGUGCAGUGGCUACAGUAGAAAAUCUCCUUGUGAUUGCAGUGUUUGCUGGCACCAAAAAGCUCCGCAUGAAGUUCUACGCUUUCAUCCUCAACCUGGCCUUGGCUGACCUCGUGUUUGCCAUAGCAGCAAUGUUAGGCACAUGGAUCAAGACACCGGUUAUCAGUGCUUGUAUUAAUGCAACUUUCGCGGUUUCAAUAUUGACUAUUCUUGCCGCUGCCAUCAAUCGCUACCUGGCCCUCUCCCUUAUGCCACCGGCUCGCUACGAUUCACUGGUCACUGGGUGUCGUCUAGUCGGAGUCUGUAUCGUUUUGUGGUGCCUAGGCCUCGGCUUUUGCUUACUUACGUCUGACGCGGUCAUCAAAGCAGUAUUAAACGGAGUACAGUACGUUGGAUUAUCACUGGCUGUGUGCAUUGUUUGGGUUAUCACUGCACUUGUUUAUUUCCUGGCUUUCCGUAAGAUCAAACAGUAUACUCCACCUCUUGCAUCCGCGGCGGCAGGCACCAGUGCCAACGCCGAGCGAGAUCAAACCCGAGUCCAGCAGACUCGUCGUUUACUGGUCGUGUUUGUUCUCAUUCUGGCUGUGUCAUUCAUUUCGUGGGUGCCUAUUAGCCUGCUGAGGGUGAUUCGCUUUUUCGAUCGACCGUUUGGGCAAAGUGAUAACUUUCAGGUGUACAUUUGGGGAAGUCGCCUACUCUACACUCUCUCUACCGCGAUCAAUCCGUUGGUAUACUGGUGGCGAUUGGAUAGUUUUAGGGAGAGAUUUCAUUCCUUGUUCUGUCGUUGUGUCAGCAAGGCAAAACCUAGCGAAAUUGAAGCUGACCUGACUACUAAUGACAAAACAAUUGCUGAAUCUGGUUUGUAAACGUUCAGGCAUGUUAUACCGAAAGGCAUUUUAAGCUUGCCAAAUCUGGGGGAAAAAAAUUGGUGUCUUUCUAUUUUUAAAAUGGUUUUUGUCAGUAAUACUAAGACUUCAUAAUAUUUUGAUUGUGCAGCCUAUGGCUUUUUGAUGACAGAUAUGUUAAUUCAUUUGAAAAUACCCUUUUUGUUGCGUUUAAUUUAAUCUGAAUAAACUUUUGUUAAUUAUUCAUGAACAUAAAUUAUUUGAUUUAUCGUUUUGUUAAUGUAGAAUAAUUAGUUUAUGGUUGUUCGAGUAGAACCAUAGAAAGGGCAUGGCUUUGUGGUGACAGAUACUAUCAUUUUGUAAGUAAUCUUUUCGUUGCCUUUAAGAAAUUAAACCAAAUUGAAUUUUGAACGAAUUGAUGAACACAACUUGAAGAAUGAUUGUCGGUGACAGAUAUGAUCAUUCUUUUGAAAAUAAUCUUUUUGUUUCCAUUAAAUAAAUCCAACUACUAGGUUUUAACAUAGCAUUAAAGCAUUUCGUCUUUUUAAUGUAAACGUCAUUUUGCUUCUUUGUAAUUGAUUUGGAACAUAUUAUACGGACAUGGGUUUUCAUUGCUUAUAAUUAAAAUUUAAAAACUAAAUACAAAUGUAUCUGCUGCACUUAUAGGCAUGUUAUGUGAGCAAUUCUCGAAAUCUGUUAAGUAAUUAAUACUUUGUCAAUCGAAUGUUGGAUUUGCAAGUGUUCGAAUUAGAAAAAAAAUAGGUUGGUUGGCCCACCGUGUUGCACAGAUUUCAAAUACUGACAUGCGAUAUUUAUUCUGACUUGAUCAAUAGUUGUAAAGGGCGUUUUAUGAUAAUGUGUACAACUUUUUAAUUUACGAUGUACGUUAUCGUUUUAAAAUUGAAGAAGAACUAUUGGUAAGAACACAUUUUUCUCAUUUUUACUUCACACAAUAUACAAUGCACUAGCCAAAUAUUGUAUAUAAUAGUGAUGUCUCCGUGAUAUUAAUUACAGUCAUCUAGCCUUAAGAGCAGUGGACAACAUUUGCAUAAAUGAAAAAACACAAAAUACAAAUUGUCAAAUUAUUAUGAUAUAAUAUAGCCGAGCGGUUAGAGCGCGGAGCUACGAAGUGGAAGGUUGGCGUUUCGAAUCCCAUUCCAUCCCAAAAACUGGAAAACUCUCUCUGACGACCUAAUAGUAUGGGUACUGGAUUCGUUCAAGAAAGGUAAGACAGCGAAGGGAGAGGACUUGGCCCCGCCACUCAUAUGCUGCGCCCAAGACAAAGUGGACUUCUAAUAUCCGGAUCCCACUCUAUCUACUGUUACCUUUACCUUAUCUUGCUAUAUUUGUAGGUAUGUAAUAGUAGCAAGCAUCCUAUGAAAUCUUGAAAUUAGUUUGGAUAAGAAGAGGUAUUUUGUAUAAUUUCCAAAGAUCGCCCAGCACAAUUUAAAAUUUACACUCGUUUGAAUUUUUUGUAAGUAUUACAUUUGUUCAGGGGCACAGUCUGCAUUUUGCCCUGUAACUAUACCAUAAUUACAGACACUAAAGUAUGGCCUGUCGCUCAUGAGUUAUUUCAGAUAAAUUCAGCAAGCCGCACCGUGACGAUUGAAACGAUCUGUGUUCUGUUUCCUUGUUUAACUGGUUCCAAUGGAUAUGUUAUACAAAUUUUACCAGCCCCAUGCAUAAAAUUACCACAGAUGUAAAAGUUAGAUUACAAUAUUGUACAAUCGAGUAAAAUAUACCUCGUACAAAUAGGUAUCAAGGCUCUAAGUGACACACUCACAUGAAGAUAAUAAAAUAAUGUCUUCAUGAAUUAUUUUAAUUGGUGUGAUACUGUACCUUAUUUGACAAACUACUCAAGUACGCACGUUUACAGUAAACUGUGCUAAAAAAGGGAAACAGCCUACGUACUGUUUUAGUGCUCUGCUAA
Molecule: messenger RNA, 2981 nt
Organism: Patiria miniata (bat star)
Lineage: Eukaryota; Metazoa; Echinodermata; Asteroidea; Valvatida; Asterinidae
Product: adenosine receptor A2b-like
Exons: 2
Coding region: 161-1072 (303 amino acids)
Biological process (GO): G protein-coupled receptor signaling pathway
Cellular component (GO): membrane
Molecular function (GO): G protein-coupled receptor activity
Source: RefSeq, a predicted model, not a curated record